AUGAAAGCAAACUUGAAGACCGACGUAGAUGAAAUGUUGGACAUGACGACCCCGUCAACUCCUAGGAACCCGUCGACUCCCCUCGCAACCCCAACAAUUACCAGAAUACCAUCUUGGAAGCAGAAGCCUCCUUCUACCCCAACCCCAAGUCGACGUCUAUCACAUUAUGCUAAGAAGGGGCGAUCUCGGCCAGAUACGCCGAAACGUACGGACAGUCAUCGAAGCCACGUAAAUGAAGAGGACCACCCCAAACAAGUCAAUGAGUCUCGUCAUAGAUCCAUUGUUCCUUCGCCGAGGAGAAGUUACUCAAACCCAUUCCAGAGAAGUCCCAGUCUUCAAUCACUGCCCUCGACGCCACAGCAACCUCCCAGUCGACCCCUGCCUCGAAACCCUGCAUCAGCGCCCGCUAAAAUUUCCACCGGACGAAACAUCUUACCCAAAGAUCUGCCGCAGAAAAUUGACGAAGAGAUUAUGAAGAAACUCAAAUCGGCCUUGGGGGCUAAGGAAAAGAAAUAUAUGAGAGAAAAUAAGAUCGGCACCGUUUACCUAUGGUCGGUGGUACCCAUGAGUGAGCCGGAUCGCACAAUCUUGAAGAUUGGCAGCACAGAGAGGUUGGAGAAGGAAAGAUUGGACGACAUCAAGUCCACGUGCAGGCAUAAGUCGAUAGAGCCGCACCUAGACCCUAAGGCUAUGCCUUUUAUUUUAUUCAGGAGGGCCGAGAAGUUAGUGCAAAUGCACUUGCAGGAUCUCAGGUACAAUUUCUCCUGCCAGUGUCCAAAGAGUCACCGAGAAUAUUUCAGUGUGGACAAAGACGCAGCGCAGAAGGUGAUCCAGUGCUGGCGGAAAUUCUGCGCGUCCAACCCAUACGAUACUAACGGCGAGUUGCUGCCGUUCUGGAAACAUCGUUUAGGGGAGCUUCAAAAUCUGCGCCAUUGGCGGGAUCGUGAACACUGGGGCCUUAACCCACUUGACGGCCGACUUAGACGGUGGGAAGUGUUUACGAACCCGUCACUGUGGGAUAAGUUCAUAUACUACGCCCCUGCUGUUGGGUUGAAAGCAUGGGAAAAGAGGCUACAUUUCAUUUCCGUCUUCGAAGCACUCAUUAUCGUUUUCUUCGCUACACCGCCACCACAGCUCUUCACAAUAUGGAUACUGAUAGUCACGACUCGCCCGUAUUGGAAAUGA
Messenger RNA from Xylaria bambusicola, 1185 nucleotides. RefSeq lists its product as uncharacterized. NCBI's taxonomy places the organism in Eukaryota, Fungi, Ascomycota, Sordariomycetes, Xylariales, Xylariaceae. The coding region runs from base 1 to 1185 and encodes 394 amino acids. The transcript has a single exon. The record is from RefSeq and is a predicted model, not a curated record.